AUGCUAGUCAAUUUUGAUGACAACGUGGAACAACAACAUCCGCAACAAUGCAUUCCGGCACCAACUUCGUCAGUUGUUCCAGCACCAACUUCUUUAGUUGUUCCAGCACCAGUUGUUCCACCAAUUGGAGCCCAGUCUGCAAAUUAUGAUCCUGUGUUAUUUUUUGAUGCUGUAAGAGAACCAAAGUGGCAAAAAGCCAUGGAUGAGGAAAUCAAAUCUAUUGAGAAGAACAAUACUUGGGAGUUGACAGAGCUUCCACAAGGGCACAAGACGAUUGGUGUCAAAUGGGUCUUUAAGACAAAGUUGAAUGAGAAGGGUGAGAUUCAUAAGCACAAAGCACGCUUGGUGGCGAAAGGUUACAAGCAAGAGUACGGCGUUGACUACACAGAAGUCUUUGCACCAGUGGCAAGGCAUGACACAAUCCGAUUGGUGAUUUCAAUGGCAGCACAGAACUCUUAUCCUAUCUUCCAGCUGGAUGUGAAGUCUGCGUUUUUACAUGGUGAGUUGCAAGAACAGGUUUAUGUUAAGCAGCCAGCAGGCUAUGUUCAGCUAGGGAAGGAAAAACAAGUUUACAGGCUUAAAAAAGCUUUAUAUGGGCUAAAGCAAGCUCCCAGAGCCUGGUACAGCCGCAUAGAGGCAUAUUUUGCAAGAGAAGGAUUUCAAAAAGGCUUAAUUAUGUACAUGCCCCCUGUGCUUUCCAACUUAUCUCAGAUUACCACCUGUGGUGGAAAACGUCUCAAAGUACCCCCCAACAACAGCAGCUCCUCCCAUUUGUUACUGUUCAUCGCACCAGUUUUUGGGCUGCCAUCGCCUCCUCCGGCCACCCCAAGCGACGACAUGGAUAUCAAAAGAACCAGCACGUUGUCCUCUACCACCCUCACAUCUCAGCCGCUGCCAACCGUCGUCUGGAUCACCGAAAAAAGCAAGAAAUUGGCCGGUUUUUACCCAAAAUCUCCAUUGCUCGUUCAGGCGAUUCCGAGCACCAUUUUCUUCGAUCCAGUUAAUGAUGUGGCCAUGUUUAAUGAUUUUAAGAAAUCCAUGAUGCAUGAGUUUGAUAUGUCUGAUCUUGGAUUGAUGCACUAUUUUCUUGGUCUAGAAGUAGUACAAUCUAGUGCCGGAAUAUUUAUUUCACAGAAGAAAUAUGUUCAAGAGAUCUUAGACAGGUUUGAGAUGAAGGAUUGCAAUUCAGUUUCUACGCCAACUGAAAUUGGCUUGAAACUAGUGAAUAAUUCUGGGGAGAAGAAGGUUGAUCAAACUCUCUACAAACAGAUUGUAGGAAGUCUGAUGUAUCUGACAGCAACUAGACCAGACAUACAACACGCAGUGAGUCUCAUUAGCAGAUAUAUGGAGUGUCCGGAAGUGCCUCAUUUGGCUGCAACAAAAAGAAUUUUUCGUUACCUAAAGGGCACAAUUGAUUUUGGAAUAUUAUACAAGAAAGAAGCUAAAUCAGGUUCGUUUGGCUUCAUUGAUAGUGACUAUGCAGGAGACCCAGAUGAUAGGAGAAGCACCUCAGGUUAUGCAUUUAUAAUGGGAGCAGGAGCUAUUUGA
This is a messenger RNA of Prunus armeniaca (apricot), 1548 nucleotides long. The record is from the annotation of a GenBank genome assembly. Lineage: Eukaryota; Viridiplantae; Streptophyta; Magnoliopsida; Rosales; Rosaceae.